Molecule: messenger RNA, 2464 nt
Organism: Rhincodon typus (whale shark)
Lineage: Eukaryota; Metazoa; Chordata; Chondrichthyes; Orectolobiformes; Rhincodontidae
Gene: tspan12
Product: tetraspanin 12
Exons: 8
Coding region: 312-1232 (306 amino acids)
Cellular component (GO): membrane
Source: RefSeq, a predicted model, not a curated record
AGGGACGCGGGGACCGCACUGGGACCGGUAUUUACUCAGAAAGCAAAGUGUGCAAGUAGCAGGAGCUUCGCUGUUGAUAGAAACGUUGCUGGGAGUUUCCGGACCCAAUGUAAAAUCGCGCUGCAAACUCGCUGCUCAGGCCGGGGAGACUCGCGCUCUUACAUUCACUUUUCACUUUAGUUCGAACUGCGAGCUUUUUUGUACAAAUUUUCACGUUUUGUUUUGCAACAUUAGCGUUUGGAUUAAAAUAGUUGGGGAAUGGUCUAUUUGUGAAACAUAAUGAUGGGGUCAACCCUCGAACUUCUUACAGAAUGGCCAGAGAAGAUUCUGUGAAAUGUCUUCGCUGCUCCCUUUAUGCUUUAAAUUUUCUUUUCUGGCUGAUGUCAGUGUGUGUUCUGGGUGUGUCUGCGUGGAUGAGAGAUUACCUGAAUAAUGUACUUGUGUUAACAACAGAGACCAGGCUGGAAGAAGCAUUCAUUUUGACAUAUUUUUCAGUGAUUCACCCCAUAAUGAUUGCUGUGUGCUGUUUUUUAAUAAUAGUUGGAAUGUUAGGCUGCUGUGGAACAAUAAAGGGAAAUCCAUUGCUGCUUGCUUGGUACUUUGGUAUCCUGCUUGUAAUAUUCUGUGUGGAACUAGCCUGUGGAGUAUGGAGCUAUGAUCAAGAUUAUUUGGUCUCCAUUCAAAGGUCUGAUGUGCUUGAGCUGAAGACUAGAAUGUCUCAUUAUGGUAUGGCCAGGUACCAGUGGUUAACCCAUGCCUGGAAUUUCUUUCAGAGGGAGUUCAAGUGUUGCGGAGUGGCAUACUUUUCAGAUUGGUUGGAAAUGACAGAAAUGGAGUGGCCUCCUGACUCCUGCUGCAUUAGAGAAUUUCCUACAUGCUCUAAACAAGUCCUCAAUGGGAAUCAUAUUGAUAUUUAUCAAGAGGGCUGUGGACAGAAAAUAUUCAACUUCCUACGUGGCACAAAGCAAUUACAAGUGUUGAAGUUUCUUGGGAUUUCCAUUGGAGUGACACAGUUACUGGCCAUGAUACUGACUAUUACAUUGCUUUGGGCCUUAUACUACGACAAAAAGGAACCAAGAACUGGCCAAAGGAUGGGCCCAAAAAAUCUGAGUGUCCAGCACUUUGCCUGUCAUUCAAUAGAACUAACGAAGCAUGUGCCAAAGAACAAUGAGCUGAGACAGACACGUGCAGCACACAAGUUUUGUACACACUUUGAAAUAGAGGAAUUAUAGCUGGUAUUGAUCAAGUCAGCUGGAUGCUGGAAACUUAGCAUGAAAAUUUCUUUUACCAUUGCACAGAUAUCACUAUAGAAUUUUGAAAGGACUUCUGAAUUCUGAAUUACCGCAUCAGACCAAACAAAUGUUUAAGAGGCUGAGAAAGAAACUUUUCAGCAAAGGUAACUGGAAAAGGGUUUACUUUGAUUAAGAUAUUUUUGAUUGCUGCUACAGAAGACAUGUACUCUCUUGAGUAUCAGUCUCCCUUUUGACCAUCUUUACUUGACAUUCAAUUGAUUGAUUCAUUGUUGUCUCGUGUACCAACAUACAGUGAAAAGUGUUGUUUUGUGUGCUAUUCAGGCAGAUCAUACUGUACAAAGGGCAUCAGGGUGGCAUCCAUUCAUUUGAGAUCUUCUUAUGUCUUUGCUUCUGACCUUCAUUCCAGGACAACAAAAUCAAUUAUUUUCCAGGCAUUGAUGUUUACCCAUUGUAACACCAAAGAGCAGUAGGAAUACUGAACAUCAUCUAUCAGUGAUGCUCUGAUCAAUGUAAUAGUUCAUUAAUUAAAUAUAUUUUACAAGCCUUUUGACAGGGUUCUCGAAUACCAGAAUUAUUGUAAUGGACCAGGAGUUCUGAGUUCACCAGUUUUUUUUUUCAGGAAAGCUUGAUUGCUGUGCUUUGAAAAUUUUCCUGAAAUAUAUUAAUCAAUUCAAAUUUGUUUAUGUUCUGUCUUAACUAAAUAUUAAUGUAAUUGAUUAAUGUACUAUUCUGUGUCAUUUAUUGUUGGGUACAAGAAAUCACAUCAUUGAAUAUUAGUCUUUGAAUUUAGCUCCUUUCUAAUUUUUACGAUACCAUAUCAGAAAUUUCCAUCUUUGUUUUAAAACGAUUGAUGUAUGUAGAACCUAUUUACUGUAUGAUUACAAAAAUCACAUUUGUGAUUAUGCUGUGUUAUUUAUGUGUUGUAUGUUUCAAUAAUUGUUUUUUAAGUAAUGCAAACCAUUGCAUCAAAUGGCAGCACUGCUUAGAUUUUCUAUGUUUAAUAUUUCAAGGGUACACUGAAAAAGGCUUUGAAUCUAUUGAUUUUCACUUCUGAAAUAAGUUUUACAACAAUGUUCCUUCAUAGUUAUAGUGUUGCAAUUUGUUGGAACAAUGACGCACUUCGACAUUGAGUGCUAAAAUAUAGAUUUAUGGCCAUAAUCCUGGUUAUCAAAGUUAAGUCUGAGCAAAUACAUAUUCAUUGGAAAAUUUAA